This is a messenger RNA of Sphaeramia orbicularis (orbiculate cardinalfish), 1780 nucleotides long. RefSeq names its product acyl-CoA synthetase family member 2, mitochondrial-like. Gene Ontology annotation, biological process: fatty acid metabolic process. The record is from RefSeq and is a predicted model, not a curated record. The transcript is spliced from 16 exons. Lineage: Eukaryota; Metazoa; Chordata; Actinopteri; Kurtiformes; Apogonidae. Bases 1 to 1722 code for a protein of 573 amino acids. Gene Ontology annotation, molecular function: medium-chain fatty acid-CoA ligase activity.
AUGAGGUCACUCCAUGUGGACAGUCCUCCUCAUAAACCCUGGCUGAUCAACAGCUAUGCCCACGGCACCUCCUUAUACUCCCUGCUCCCCAUGACCGUAGGCCAGACCCUGGAUGCCUCGGUCCAGCGCUGGCCAGACCGUGAAGCCGUGGUCUUCGUACAGGAUGGCAUUCGGAAAACCUUUGUACAGUUUCAGCAAGAUGUUGAUCAGUUAGCUGCAGGUAUUCUUGCUCUGGGUCUGAAGCGAGGCGACCGACUGGGAGUUUGGGGACCCAACACCUACGAGUGGAUCCUUUUCCAGUUCGCUUCAGCCAAAGUUGGAGUUUUACUGGUGUCGUUGAACCCAGCCUAUCAGGUGAAGGAAGUGGAAUUUACUCUAAAGAAGGUCCAGUGCAAAGCGGUCGUCUGCCCCACCAGCUUUAAAAGCCAAAACUUCUGUGAGAUGCUGAGGGAGAUCUGCCCGGAGAUCAAUACAACACCCACAGAGACCCUGAAUCUGAAAAGCUCCAGGCUUCCAGACUUGCGUAUGGUGAUUGUGAUUGACAGUAAACAGCCGGGGAUGCUCCACUUCCAGGACGUGAUGCAGGCGGGAGAGAGUCGGCAUCAAAAGGAGCUGAUGGAUGUGCAGAGGAAGCUGUCGUUUGACGAACCCAUCAACAUACAGUUCACAUCAGGGACGACUGGGAGUCCAAAGGGAGCCACUCUUUCUCACCAUAAUAUCGUCAAUAAUGCGUACUACACCGGCCUCCGAAUGGGUUAUGAACGGAGACCACAGGUGCGGGUGUGUGUGUCGGUUCCCUUGUAUCACUGUUUUGGUUCGGUGGUUGGAGGGAUGUGCAUGGCGGUGCACGGCAUCACUCUGGUGUUCCCCUCCACUGGUUAUGACAGCCAUGCAAACCUCAAGGCCAUUCAAGAUGAGAGGUGUAAUGUUGUCUAUGGCACUCCCACAAUGUACACUGACCUACUGAGUCAGAACGACGCACACAAAUACGAUAUAUCAUCAAUUGAAGCCGGGCUCAUGGGAGGGUCUCAGUGUCCUCCAGAAGUUGUUAGAAAAUUAAUAACAGACAUGAACAUGAAGGCGAUAACGUUACUAUAUGGCACCACUGAGAAUAGUCCCAUUACGUUUCUGGGAUUCCCACAAGACACCGACGACCUGAAGGUUAAUACUGUCGGAUGUAUCAUGCCCCACACUGAGGCUAAAGUGGUGGACCCUAUCUCCGGGGAGAUGGUCCCUCUGGGGGCGUCCGGAGAGCUGCUGAUCAGAGGCAGUUGUGUGAUGCUCGGAUACUGGAACGAUCCUGAAAAAACCCGAGAGGUUAUCGCAGAAGACCGCUGGUACAGGACAGGUGACACGGCCAGUCUGGACAGUAUGGGAUACUGUCGAAUCGAAGGACGCAUAAAGGACAUGAUCAUCCGAGGAGGCGAGAACAUCUAUCCAGCUGAGAUCGAAGAGUUCUUAUACACACAUCCUAAAGUCAGAGAAGUGCAGGUGGUUGGAGUGAAAGAUGAAAGACUGGGUGAGCAGGUGUGUGCCUGCAUCAGGCUGAGAGAAGGCAGGACCUCCACGGCAGAGGAGAUACGAGGGUUCUGCAAAGGCCAGAUUUCUCACUUCAAGAUCCCCAAGUAUGUGAUGUUUGUAGACAGCUAUCCUCUGACAGCUUCUGGAAAGAUCAAGAAGAAUGUAUUAAAGGGGGAAAUGGAGAAGAAACUGGGUCUUUAACUCAUCCAACAGUCGGAGAAACGACAAACGCUGAAAGACUGUACAUAUUAUAUUAAGA